Molecule: messenger RNA, 2903 nt
Organism: Paramuricea clavata
Lineage: Eukaryota; Metazoa; Cnidaria; Anthozoa; Malacalcyonacea; Plexauridae
Source: the annotation of a GenBank genome assembly
ACUCCGCUAAAGUCUUUGUUCUACUGCCAAGUGGUACGAAUGGCUAUUGUCCAGUCAAGAAUGAUAAUAUUGAGAUCAGUGUGCUAAAUUUUGUUUUUCAAAAAUCAAAAUGGCGGAACGGCGGGAAGAAAAAAAGGAAGAGAAAACAGGUUCAAACUUCAAAUUUUGUACAUGUAAUGGCUGAUUUUGUAGCUCACGUUAUAGCUAGGUCGUUUAAUACUUCUAAGCUAAAUUUUGCCAGUAUAUGUCGUACACACAGGGACAGAUGAGAAAGUAAAGUUUGCUGUUAAACGCAAGGCAGAAAACACUCAUGAAAAAAAAUCCCCGGUGAAAAUGAAAAUUGGAGCUGCUCCAAGCAAAGGAACGCCUAGUGGGAUAUCUAUUAAAGUUGGCCAACUGGUAAGCUUUAAUUUUUAUUCAGAAAUAACAAUUUUAUACUAUACAUACAGUUCAAUACAGGACAAGCAGUUACAGUAUUACAUUUUGUAGUUAUAAUAUAGCCAUUUCAUAACCGGACCCCCCUGAUGGGUUAAAUUACGAGAUUGCUGAUUUUAGACCACUUAUGAAACAGUUUUACAGACCUCUCAAUUUUUCAGAGAAGUUAAGAGUGAGAUUGGGGAUGUGGAUGACACCUUUGUAAACAUCCAAGGGUUUGAAAUGGCAUUUUGUACAUCAUGAGAGUUGGUGUUUUUUAAUGAAAUACAUUGCUUCAUAACGUCCUUUAAGUGUGAGUGAAGCAAAUUGUGUGAGACUUACGCCAAAUGUGUGAGAGUUGAGAGGUCUAGUUUUAGGAAAGAACCCUCGGAAAAAUCCCUCGACCAGUGGCGAAGCCAGCCUGACAACUCGGUCAUGCUGUGCAAAUAUUUCUGUGCUCAUAGACCAUGAAAACGAUCAAUUUCUAAAGAAAUGAUAAUGAUUUUACAUUUGCAUAGCAUGCAUGACCAAAUUGUUGGACUGGCUUUGCCACUGCCCUCAAUCCCUAUGGAAAUACCUUUGACGAGGUUCGAUUAAACAAAAAAGCCAGUGUGGAAAGUUUGUAUCGGAGAUAUCGGCCGCGCAAUUUUGAUGCUUUCUGCAUAUUUACUAUUAAAUUUUUGAAAUCUCUGGCAUGUAAUUUCCAAACAUUUCUGCAGUCAGGCAAGAAACCCUUCAACAUUUAAUAGUUGAAAAUGAGGUAAUAGCUAGAUGUCUUAAUAAAUAAACUUAUAACUAUUAAAGUUUGGCUAGUUUAUGAGUGUUUAGCAUAUUUUAUAUCACUUUAGAAAUCGUCAGAAAGGAGUAAAGAGAAAGUUGAUAUUGUGUCAAAACCAAAGAAAGGUUCUGUUGCUGCUGCAUUUAAUGACGAGGUUUUUUAAAAAAAUUUAUUAUGAACACAAUACACUGCUACACACCAGACGGCAGAUUUGGUCAACAUCACAAUUGUUUUUUUUAGGUAGAAGUUUUAGUCCACUUGAGGUGUAGUUUAUAACUAUUUUUGGACUUUAAUCUGCCCUUAAAUCUAAUUUUUAUGAUCUAGUAUCUAACUAAUUUGGUGCCCUUAUCUGCCUCUUGAUGUGCACUUGAUUUUCCAACAUUUGCUCACCUGAUCUUGUUGAAAGGUGACCAAGUCUGGGCUGCACCAAGUACUUGCAAUUUGCCUGAGUUGAGGACAUGCAUAAAAAUUUGUUCAGUACAUAUGAAAUACAUUCCCAAAUAUAUUUUGAUAUUGUAGAGUGAUGACGAAGAAGAAAUUCCUAAAGAAGCAAAAAUGCGCAUGAGAAAUUUAGGAAAGUAUGUAACAUCAACAAUGACCAACAAUGAUCCAAAUACAAAGUUAAAAAUAGUAGAGUAACUGCUUGUUUCAUUUUAGAGAAACGAUAACAUCAUCUGGUCCUAACUCGUUCAAUAAAAGCAAACAAGGAUUCACAAACUACAACAAAAUCCGAGAGAAAGAAAUGAAGCUAACAAAACACUAGCAAGGCCAAGGUACAUAACUGACAUCUUUCCCAGAGACCUCUGGAUAACUUACAUCACAACACACAGACAAAAAUACAAAAUGAAUCAAAUAUGAUCUGAUGCAUAUGGCAUUCCAGACCAUAUAGCUAAAUUUUGCACUCUACCAUAAGUCCAUAACCAAGUAAUCACUCAACACAUCUAGGGUAUCAAAUAUUUGCACACAAUCAAAUAUUUGCACUACUUGUGUAUACAUAGUAAACUGUAAAGUACCUGACCACCACAUUUUCAGACUUCAUCUUUCUUCAUCAACUAAUUGCUGUAAUUAUGCUCUAAUAUUGCUCUAAUGAUGGUUUAGUGAAAUCUUCAUAUUUACACAUCACUUAAAUCACAGAUGAGACUAAUGUUUUAAUUCUUGCUAUUGUAUUGGUAAAGUCUUGAACAUUUACCACCUCUUGGUUGUUUUCUAUGCUGGUCGUCUUUGGUUAUGCUCUGCUUAAUAUACUAAAAUAAACUAAUAAAAUAAAAUACUAAAAUAAACUAUUGUGUAAUGUUUAACAUGGAAUGUAAACAUGUUGACAUGCCUUUGUGAUUUUUAUGCAUUUAUGUCUUUGGAUAAGGUUACUGGUAAGGUUAUACCCAAUCUGCAAUCCUCGGCCAGAAGCCAGGAAUCCUGGCUAAGAUUGAACUGCGCAUCCCAUCUCAACGGCCAAUCAGAUUCCUCCCUGAAACGGAUUAUCCCAGAGCCUCACGUUCCUUCCCGAGGACUGCAGGCUCUGGGAACGAGAUUGGGCUAUACCUAGCUAGCCUCCUCUGCAGGCAUCGCCUUUAGAUUAGUGGGCAAAAUUUGCUUGCAAAAAAUUAGUUGUAAAGUAAGUGCCUGCAGAAGAGGCUAAAGCGGUUAUACAUAGGUAUAAUAAAAUACAAUAAGAAUCAAGCUCUGUUAUCCAGUUUGUAGUUAGAGAUAAGUG